Homo sapiens (human) is the source of this 11449-nucleotide messenger RNA. RefSeq names its product structural maintenance of chromosomes 2 (gene SMC2). Gene Ontology annotation, biological process: positive regulation of chromosome segregation; B cell differentiation; chromosome organization. Gene Ontology annotation, molecular function: single-stranded DNA binding; ATP hydrolysis activity; chromatin binding. The transcript has 25 exons. The record is from RefSeq and is a predicted model, not a curated record. Gene Ontology annotation, cellular component: condensed nuclear chromosome; nuclear chromosome; nucleus. NCBI's taxonomy places the organism in Eukaryota, Metazoa, Chordata, Mammalia, Primates, Hominidae. The coding region runs from base 5752 to 9345 and encodes 1197 amino acids.
UCUUUUUUAAACUAUUCUUUUCUGGCACCUUAAUGAGUGAGCAGCAAAUGAACCCCAUGAACUUAUUCAUAUUGAACCAAUAUUUAUUAAAUAUCUACUAUGUGACAAGCACCAAUAUGUAUCACAAAGGUAUGUCACAAUGAGAAUGGAGGUCAGAAGAAAAGUGUGGAUAAAGGGUUAAGGGAUUAUGGAAGAGGUUGCAAGUAACUCGAGAAAUGGAUCAGAUUUGGGGUUUAAAUACACAUAGAAAUACACAAGGGGGAGAAGUGAAGAGUCAAAGGGCAUUUCAAGUUCACCAUGUGCAAAGGAAGAUGGAGAAGUGAACACUAAUGCUUCAGGAAUGACGAAAAGAUGGUGCAUAAAAUGUUCCAUAACCUGCCUUCUGUGGAUCUCAUACUAAAUCUUGCUACUUCUUGCAUCAUACAUUACAUUUAUCUUCUGUGCCAUUGACUGUGCAAUCUACUCUAUUUAGAUGACUGCCUUUCACUCUUCAUUUCUCCUGGUUAAUGUCUUUAUACAAGUCUUCUCCACUCAACUAUGGAUUCCUUGGAGACAGGCAGACAUCUUAUUCAUCUUUGUAUCCCAGCACAUAACACAAUUCUUGGCACAAUGCAGGCAUUCUAUAAAUGCCUAUUGAAUCCACUGAUACAUCUAUCCACCAACAAAGUUAGGGAGCACUUUCUUUUGUCAUUGGUUGUUGCAUAAGUUCACAACAGUUAAAAAAAAAAAAAAGACAUGGUAAUCUAAGGAAGAAAGUAGCAGAUGAAUCUGAGAAAGUAGGUUGGGAACAGACAAUGAAAGGUCAGCCAGGCCACCUUAAAGAGGUUAGAAUUAACUUUGUGUGUAAUUUUCACCAAAGGUUUAUAUAGAGGGAAGAGGUACCAUUUUUAUAUAGAAACAUAUACAUAUAUAUAGUAAAACUUUAGAGAGGGCAGAGUCUUGUUGAAGUAGAAGAUUAAGUUAGGAUAUAUUUGUUGACUGUAGAGGACUGCAGAGUGGUGUAAGAGGUAGUGGAGAUGUUAACUGCAGAAGCAAAUCUUGUAAAACAAAAAAUCUGAGAGUGAAGACUCUCUUUGAAUCUAGUAAGAAUUGAGUUUGGUAAUAAAAAGGAACCAGUUGGAGGAGAAUCUGGCAGAUGUGUGUGGAUUUGAAAUAAAGAGUAACAAUGGACCACCAUGCCAAGGAGAACUAUGAAAUGAGAAUAAUAUUUGAGGAAGAGAAGUCAAUAAUUAUCCCCAUAAAAGAAGGGGUAUGACAAAGCAGAUGAGAGGUGAGCUAGGUAGCUCUGGCUAUUAACCAGCAUGCAAGUGAUAAAAGCCAAGGAUAGCUGGAAAAACAGAAAGAAACGAAUAUAAAACAAGUAAGAAUAGAACUUACUUCAUGAGUAGUACAUGAAAAUUUUUUUUUUGAAAAAGCUCUGUCACCAGGCUGGAGUGCAGUGGCGCGAUCUAGGCUCACAACAACUUGUGUCCGCCUCCUGGGUUCAAGCGAUUCUCGUGCCUCAGCCUUCUGAGUAGCUGGGAUUACAGGCAUGCAUCACCACACCCAGCUAAUUUUUGUAUUUUAGUAGACGGGGUUUCGCCAUGUUGGAACCAGGAUAUUCUCCAUCUCCUGACCUCCUGAUCUGCCCACCUUGGCCUCCCAAAGUGCUGGGAUUACAGGCAUGAGCCACCGUGCCUGGCUGAAAAUACUUUUUUAAGACCUAGUACCAGACUUCUUUAGAGAAGUAAUUACUAGUUUUUAGGAAAAGUGACUUUGAAUAGAGAAUGUGAGCUCUGUAAGGAAGGCUCAGGAGGAGCAAAACAAAGAUCACUGAUGUUCUUCACGAAAAGUAAAUGAGAAGACCUCCUCCAACAUGGUCGACUGAGCUUUCCUUUAUAAACUCAUAGAAAUAAUGGAUAAAAUAUAAUUAUUGUUCUAUAAACCAUAUACAACCGUAAAAACAAAAAACAGCAAAAAGGAAAUUCUCAGUGCCUGAAAUAAAUUUUAAAAAUUGAAGAGCAGAAAGCAGAACAGAUACUGCGGUAGCCCUCCAAAAUUUUAUACUUGGCUAUAUGCCUCAGGAGCCAGUAGUUGAGUUUUAAUGUCCAAGCACAAGGCUGAGCUUUGAUGAGGCAGGUGAGCUGGAACUAAGCCCUUAUGUAAAACCUGGAGCCUUAGGAAUAGCCAGCUACCGGAACUGGAAAAAGGCAAUCUACUAGUUUGGGGAAGCGAUAAAGAAGUUUGUUCUUUGGGGCUUUGGAUAGGGUGGGAAAAAAAAAACAUAAGGUACCUAUGAGAAAUCAAAACUGCAGCCCUGCAACAGAUCUAAAUAUACAAUAUUUGCAUAAUUCAGGAGCCACAAACUGAGAAAUUAUCAUUUGAAAAUGCUUCAGAUCUUUAAGAGCUACGGUAUGCUGGCAGAAGCAAAUGCAUAAUUGUCUAAAGGGACUCUUUUGCAACUAAGGGUGUAAGAGAGUCCCAUAAACAAAACCAUCCCACUGAAGAAGAGCACCACAUGAGGAAAUAAAUCACUGAGUAAGAGUCAGUGGAGGUCGUAAACAAGAGUUAGGAACUGAAAAGCUAAAAAUAACAGAACUAACAGAAAAGAAGAUAAAAUAAAGACAUAUAACUUGAUUAAAAGGACAAAAUAAUAGAAAUCAUAAUGAAAGAAGAGGCAGAAUUCACAAAGAACCAAACAGAACAUGUAUUUUAGAAAACAAUAUUGUCACUGACAUUAAAAUGAAUGGGUCUAACCAGUCCCACUGGGUGAAUGAAUAUAAUAACCUCCUUUUCUAUUCCUCAUUUUAAAUUAUACUUAGCUGUGUUUCUUUGCAAGUUUGUCAAACAGGUUAUAUUCGGUGAACCCACAGUUCAAAUAAUAUGGCGUUAGAAAUAAAAUACAGUCAUGCGUUGCCUAACGACGAGAUACGUUCUGAGAAACGCCUCAUUAGGCAAUUUCAUUGUUGUGCAAACAUCAUGAAGUAUACUUAACACAAACCUACAUAUUAUAGCCUUAUGAUUCUAGACUACAAACUUUUAUAGCAUAUUACUGUACUGAAUAAUGUAGGUAACUAUAACACAAUGUUGUGUUUGUGUUUCUAAACAGAAAGGGUAGUAUGUUGCACUACGAUGUUACAACAUCACUAAGCAACAGGAAUUAUCCAUUAUAAUCUUAAGGGACCACAGUCACAUAAUGUAAUCAGACAUUGAAAUAUUAUGUGGUGCACGAGUGUAUUCAAAAAGUGCUGCCAGGCCACUGCCCUCCAGCCUGAGACAGAGUGAGACUCCUUCUCUGAAAAAAUAAAAGUGCUGCUAGUCAAUCCAAUGUAAAAAUAUAAACUUCCUGUCAUUAUCAAUUCAUUUCCUUGAACCUAAAAAUAAUCUCUCAACAAAAUGAGUCUUCCUUACUUCUGCGGUAAAGUCCUUUCUUUUUUUCUUGUCCUUUGUUCCAAGGAGAAAGGAUUCACUCGGGUCCCUGUGAGAAGAGCUUCUUUAGCACUCUAAAAUUAGAAAAGUAUACCCAGGAGAGAGCAGGUUCCUUCCAGUUCCCUAGGAGAGUAGAGCACCAAAUAUUUCUCCUAGGUCUUGCUUUGUGGCUGUAUGUGUGUCCUUGCUGGUACUGAUGAUGCCUUCCAUAUAAGGACUCAGACUCCACUAGCUGCCAGAUUUCUGCUUGAAACACUGCCCGCUAGCGUUGAAGCUUUCAAACGAUUUUAAUCCAUGGUGAUGAAGCAAGAACAGUGUUUUCUGUACACUGCAUCUACCCUAUACUCUCUGUUUCUACCCCUCACAUCUCCAAAUUAGGGGGCUUCACUGGCUUUGUGCCUUGGUUUUUUCCACUCACCUGUGUGAUCUCAGGAGGCAGAGUUUCAAGUUAGUCAUCAGUGAUUUCCUCAAGUCCAUUUGUCUUAUAUUUAGCAGCAAUUCCUUAGUGCUUCUGGCACGCAAUAAGACUAAAACUGAGAGAUCUCCACCUUUAUAAGCAUUUUUCAUUUUAAUCAAUGGUCUUAAUGGGAGUAGUUAGAUCUGCACAUUCUUCUAACCACCCAGGAGUCCUUAUCCAACAACAGUGCACUUGUGUAUGUUUUCAUCCAUGUGACGUAAGUGUAUCAGCUAGUUGUUAAAGUGCAAAGACUAACAGUCUGUCUUAACACAUAUUUCCAUACCAAAAAAUCACUUUAUUUCACAACGUGACAAAGUCCACAUUAGGAUUUGUUGGCAAAUUAAAAUUCUUUACUCACAAAAUGAUAAAAGGAAGGAGACACAGCUCAAAGUUAAUGUGUAAGAGUUAACAGAAUCAAUACAAGUGAAUAGCUGUGGAGCCCAGGGGAUGCAGGAAUCAAGGCAGACAAAGAUAUCUGUUGAAUUAAAUUAAUGUUAGGUCACUACCCAUGGUUGACAUCACAGAAGUGGAUAAGCAUACCAGAGUAAACAAAGGAAUCCUUUCUUAAACAAAAAACCCAUACAACUUAUUUUACUCCCUUAUCGAGAAAUAUUUUCAAAAUAUAAGCCCAUUCCUGGUAGGUUAAGACCAAUUCAGAUGACUGCAUUGCCAUUCCAGGGCCAAGAAAGCAACUUUAAAAACAUGACCUACGCUAUGGUCUAAAUGUGUCCCUCAAAAUGCACAUUUUGAAAUCCUAACUCCCGAACUGACGGUUUUAGCAAGUGGCAUCUUGGGAAGUGAGGAAUGGGAUUAAGGUCCUUAUAAAAUAGGCCCAAGCGAGGGCCUCUGCCUCUCCACCAUGCGAGGACAGAGCCAGAAGGUGCUAUCCACUAAAGAGAAAGCACCCCUCCCUAGACACACCUUAUUCUGUGACAUUCCAGCCUUCAGAAAUGUGAAGAAUAAACUUCUGUGGUUCAUAAACUACCCAGUCUAGGAUAUUUUGUUAUGGAAGCCCAAAAGGAUCAAGCCAUUCCAAAAUAGCAUUGUUGCCCACACCAUCUUUUUGAACCUCACUUAGGGUAACACCAUACCCAUUCGGAGUUAAGCCCUUCCUAACUCUUAAGUAUCAACGUGCUUGGAAACGUGAGCAAUCCUGACACGUUUUUUCUUCCUAAAGAACAAUACAUACUAAUAAUAGGAUCGGCUAAUAAUACUAGAUUCUAUGCAUGAAGCCUAGUAUUUAAAAGCAUGCAAUCUGGAGCUAGACCGCCUGGGAACAAAUCCCAGCUUACUAGACAAGCUGUUUAACCUUUUACUUGGUCUCAUUUAACUCAUUUGUAAAACGAGGGCAAUUUCUGAUUUCAUAGGGUUGCUACGUGGAUUUUAAAAAGCCCCUUGCAAUAUAGCCUAAUAUUCAGAACUCAAUAACAUGAACUGUCUUAAAAGGUUUCCAGAAAAAAUCCCCAACAGGUUAGGUCGGCUUAUCAUUACAACGCUUUCCGGUAUAAGGGAGAUGAAUAGCUAUUUAGCACCACACAAUUUCUCCUCUGGGCUCGGAACAGCUCUCGGUAGACUACGAUCCCUUUCCGACGUGGAAACUUCAGAUAAAAACGCUCCCCGAGGUCCGAGGCCAGUACGGGGCGGAGCCAGGACGCGGGCCAGAGUCCCCCGAAGGACGGUGCCUCUCUGGCCCCAAGAAGUACAGCUUUUAUUUUGCAGCAAUCUGAGCCAACCCGAGAAGAUUCUGAAGCUUCCAAAACAGAACCGACGAGAACACUCAUAGAAUGCCUCUCCACUUCCUAACUGUCGCUUUGAGGAGAGAAAAAACUGGUUUGUGGCCUGUUUGAUUCCUGUCAGAGGUUUGCUGACCCAAGACAGUAUCGAAAAUGCAUAUUAAGUCAAUUAUUCUAGAGGGAUUCAAGUCCUAUGCUCAGAGGACCGAAGUCAAUGGUUUUGACCCCCUCUUCAAUGCUAUCACUGGCUUAAAUGGUAGUGGGAAAUCCAACAUAUUGGACUCCAUCUGCUUUUUGCUGGGCAUCUCCAACCUGUCUCAGGUUCGGGCUUCUAAUUUACAAGAUUUAGUUUACAAAAAUGGGCAGGCUGGUAUUACCAAAGCCUCUGUGUCAAUCACUUUUGAUAAUUCUGACAAAAAGCAAAGUCCUUUAGGAUUUGAGGUUCAUGAUGAAAUCACAGUAACAAGGCAGGUGGUUAUUGGUGGUAGAAAUAAAUAUUUAAUCAAUGGAGUCAAUGCCAACAACACCAGAGUACAGGAUCUCUUCUGUUCUGUUGGCCUUAAUGUUAACAACCCUCACUUUCUCAUCAUGCAGGGCCGAAUUACAAAAGUAUUGAAUAUGAAACCUCCAGAGAUUUUAUCCAUGAUAGAAGAAGCAGCUGGAACCAGGAUGUAUGAAUACAAAAAAAUAGCUGCACAGAAAACUAUAGAAAAAAAGGAGGCUAAGCUGAAAGAAAUUAAGACGAUACUUGAAGAAGAGAUUACUCCAACCAUUCAAAAAUUAAAAGAGGAAAGAUCGUCCUACUUGGAGUACCAAAAAGUAAUGAGAGAAAUAGAACAUUUGAGUCGUUUAUAUAUUGCUUAUCAGUUUUUGCUGGCUGAAGAUACCAAAGUACGCUCAGCUGAGGAAUUAAAAGAAAUGCAAGAUAAAGUUAUAAAGCUUCAGGAAGAAUUGUCUGAGAAUGAUAAAAAAAUAAAAGCACUUAAUCAUGAAAUAGAAGAAUUGGAAAAAAGAAAAGAUAAGGAAACUGGAGGUAUACUUCGAUCUUUAGAAGAUGCUCUUGCAGAGGCUCAGCGAGUUAAUACUAAAUCUCAAAGCGCAUUUGAUCUCAAGAAGAAAAAUCUGGCAUGUGAGGAAAGCAAACGCAAAGAGCUGGAAAAAAAUAUGGUUGAGGACUCAAAAACUUUAGCAGCAAAGGAAAAAGAGGUUAAAAAGAUAACAGAUGGACUGCAUGCCCUUCAAGAAGCAAGUAAUAAAGAUGCUGAAGCUCUGGCAGCUGCACAGCAGCACUUCAAUGCUGUUUCCGCUGGCCUGUCCAGUAAUGAAGAUGGAGCAGAAGCAACUCUUGCUGGUCAAAUGAUGGCCUGUAAAAAUGAUAUAAGUAAAGCUCAGACAGAAGCCAAACAGGCUCAGAUGAAGUUGAAGCAUGCUCAACAGGAAUUAAAGAAUAAACAAGCUGAAGUUAAGAAGAUGGAUAGUGGCUACAGGAAGGAUCAAGAAGCUCUAGAAGCUGUAAAAAGACUUAAAGAAAAACUUGAAGCUGAAAUGAAAAAGCUAAAUUAUGAAGAAAAUAAAGAGGAAAGCCUUUUGGAAAAGCGCAGGCAGCUGUCUCGUGAUAUUGGUAGAUUGAAAGAAACAUAUGAAGCUCUAUUAGCCAGAUUUCCCAAUCUUCGAUUUGCAUACAAGGAUCCAGAGAAGAACUGGAAUAGAAAUUGUGUGAAAGGACUUGUGGCUUCUCUGAUUAGUGUGAAAGACACUUCUGCAACCACAGCUUUAGAAUUAGUGGCUGGAGAACGACUCUACAAUGUUGUAGUAGACACAGAAGUUACUGGUAAAAAGCUACUAGAAAGGGGGGAACUGAAACGUCGAUACACUAUAAUUCCACUCAAUAAAAUUUCAGCCAGAUGUAUUGCACCAGAAACUCUGAGAGUUGCUCAGAAUCUUGUUGGCCCUGACAACGUUCAUGUGGCUCUUUCCUUGGUUGAAUAUAAACCAGAACUUCAGAAAGCAAUGGAGUUUGUCUUUGGAACAACAUUUGUUUGUGACAAUAUGGAUAAUGCCAAAAAAGUGGCCUUUGAUAAGAGGAUAAUGACUAGAACUGUAACUCUCGGAGGUGAUGUGUUUGAUCCUCAUGGGACAUUGAGUGGAGGUGCUCGAUCCCAGGCAGCUUCCAUUUUAACCAAGUUUCAAGAACUCAAAGAUGUUCAGGAUGAACUGAGAAUCAAAGAGAAUGAGCUGCGGGCUCUAGAAGAGGAAUUAGCAGGUCUUAAAAACACUGCUGAAAAGUAUCGCCAACUAAAACAGCAGUGGGAGAUGAAAACUGAAGAGGCAGAUUUAUUACAAACCAAGCUCCAGCAAAGCUCAUAUCACAAGCAACAAGAAGAAUUAGAUGCCCUUAAAAAAACCAUUGAGGAAAGUGAGGAGACUUUGAAAAACACUAAAGAAAUCCAAAGAAAAGCAGAAGAAAAAUAUGAAGUAUUGGAAAAUAAAAUGAAAAAUGCAGAAGCUGAAAGAGAGCGAGAACUGAAAGAUGCUCAGAAAAAACUGGAUUGUGCCAAAACAAAGGCAGAUGCAUCUAGCAAGAAGAUGAAAGAAAAACAACAGGAAGUUGAAGCUAUCACUCUGGAACUGGAAGAGCUCAAGAGAGAGCAUACAUCUUACAAACAACAGCUUGAAGCUGUAAAUGAAGCUAUCAAAUCCUAUGAAAGUCAGAUUGAAGUAAUGGCAGCUGAGGUGGCUAAAAAUAAGGAGUCAGUAAAUAAAGCUCAAGAAGAGGUGACCAAGCAAAAAGAGGUGAUAACAGCCCAAGACACUGUAAUUAAAGCUAAAUAUGCAGAAGUGGCAAAACACAAGGAGCAAAACAAUGAUUCUCAGCUUAAAAUUAAGGAAUUAGACCACAACAUCAGCAAACAUAAACGGGAGGCUGAAGAUGGUGCUGCAAAGGUAUCCAAAAUGUUGAAAGAUUAUGACUGGAUUAAUGCAGAGAGACACCUCUUUGGCCAACCCAAUAGUGCCUAUGAUUUCAAAACUAACAACCCUAAAGAAGCUGGUCAGAGACUUCAGAAGUUGCAAGAAAUGAAGGAGAAACUAGGAAGAAAUGUCAAUAUGAGAGCUAUGAAUGUAUUGACAGAAGCUGAAGAGCGAUACAAUGACUUGAUGAAGAAGAAGAGAAUUGUAGAAAAUGACAAAUCCAAAAUUCUUACAACUAUAGAAGACCUUGACCAGAAGAAAAACCAAGCCCUAAAUAUUGCAUGGCAAAAGGUGAACAAGGACUUUGGGUCUAUUUUUUCUACUCUUUUGCCUGGUGCUAAUGCUAUGCUUGCACCACCAGAGGGUCAAACUGUUUUGGAUGGUCUGGAGUUCAAGGUUGCCUUGGGAAAUACCUGGAAAGAAAACCUAACUGAACUUAGUGGUGGUCAGAGGUCUUUAGUGGCCUUGUCAUUAAUACUGUCCAUGCUUCUCUUCAAACCUGCUCCAAUUUAUAUCCUUGAUGAGGUAGAUGCAGCCUUGGAUCUUUCUCAUACCCAAAACAUUGGACAGAUGCUGCGUACUCAUUUCACACAUUCUCAGUUCAUUGUGGUGUCACUAAAAGAAGGUAUGUUCAACAAUGCAAACGUUCUUUUCAAAACCAAGUUUGUGGAUGGUGUUUCUACAGUAGCCAGAUUUACUCAAUGUCAAAAUGGAAAGAUUUCAAAGGAAGCAAAAUCCAAGGCAAAACCACCCAAAGGAGCACAUGUGGAAGUUUAAACUACAAAGUUAUUUCUUCAUCUUGACCUGUUUUUUUAAAUGUAAACUUUUAAGGACUUGAGAUAACUAAUUUGUUUAUAUACAAAAAUUAAUGUUACUGUGUUACUUAACCCAUGUUUUCUCUUUAUAUAAUCACUUAUCGCUUACAAAUGAGCAUAUAUUCCUCAUCUCUUAACUAGUCUAAUUAUGGUCCAAUUAUUGUGGUUGUGAUUUUAUGCAUAUCAUCAAAUGUUUUUUUCUUAUGCGGGUCUUUUAUAUAUUAGGGAUCCUGAGAUACCCGAUUCUAUAUGUAAAAGCUAAUAUACAAAAAAGCAGAUUAAAUUACAUGAUAAAUGUAGCUGAUCAUCAGUGUUUAAUUGAUUUAAUUCCUAAGGCAAUAUUAAUGUGUUUUCUAAAGUCAUUCAGGUAAGGAAGAAUUAUAAAUCAGGUAACUGGACCAACAAAGGGAACACAUAUAAAGCUAUUAUGCAUGCAUGGAGCCGUUUGAGGCUAGUUUUUUAAGGCCACAACUCCAGACCCCUGAUUUAGACUGAGAUAGGAAACAGAUCUUGAAAGAAUCCUUAUUUUAAUGAUACAUGAAUAUCAUGUUCCUAUACGCUUAAUAAUUGGUCUCUACGUUUUAAUGAUACAUGAAUAUCAUGUUCCUAUACGCUUAAUAAUUGGUCUCUACGACUUUAAUGUUUUUGUUUUUUUAAGCUGUGUAAGUAUUUUUAAAUCAAAGCUUAGGAGGUGUGUUGCGUGGUACUAUCUGCUGCAAAUUUAUCUGAAGUUUGUUAAUAUUUUCCAAGAUUUUUGUCAGCCUUUUCAUAAUCCAGUCAUUAACAACCUAUUGGUAAACAAGAAUGUAGGUGCCAGUAGACUAAACCAAAUUUAUUUUUCCCUGAGUCUGAUAUAUAUAUGUAUAAAUAUAAAUAACUCAAUCCAUCUGUUCCACCAAAAUAACUCAAAAGUUGGAUGAUUAUUUGUCUUCCGCUUUCCAGUUCAAAGGGAUGAAAUUCCUUUAGAACUUGAAAGAUGACACUAGCGAACACCAUGAGAAUACUGUCUACAGUUUUUGGUACGUCAUCACUAGAACAGUGACCCCAAACUGAAUCAUGAAAGGUCUGACAUGAUGUAAUCUGAUCUUCCAUGUGUUAUUUUGGCCCCACAUCUCUUCUUGAUUUUUUAGUCUUAUUUCCUUAGUGUUAUUAUCAUACUUCCCCUGAUAUAUGGCCGUACUUCCUGGCCCUGGGCUUGACAUUUCCCACCCUUCAUUCUCCAUACAUAUGAGAUGUCAGAAAACAUGCAGUAAUUGAUAUUAUGGGACACAUUGGAAAGGAUUGAAUCUGGAAUUAGUUCUGUCCACUGUGGAGGGGAGAGGAAAUAAUGCUGUAAAUGUUGAGUUACAGAAAGUCCAAUGUCAAAUAUAGUUUUUUUGUUUCCUUUCAAAUGUAUUACAGACUGUGCCAAAACAGUUACCAAUUCACACUGUCAAUAUUAAAGUAUACCAUAGUAUACAAAUUAGUCAGUACUUGCUGUUAAUUUUAAUAUUUCUGAUUUAACAGUUAGUUAUUAAGUGGUACUUCAUUGCUGUUUUAGCCAACGUUUUAAAAAUAAUUUGGGAGUUUGACUAUUUUGGCUUACGUACUCAUUUCCUUUUCUCUGCUAAAAAUGUUUUGCUUGUGUGCGUUCCUGAUUUUUGUCUUGUAUAAUCUUGAUCUUUGAAAACCCUCAAACAUGUAUUAAAUUGUUGUAACUUUUUUUCAUUAGAGGGAAGACAUUAAGGGGAUUGGGGACAUUUGUUUCACACAUCUGCAGUAAUAUGAGUUAACUAAUAUUUAACAAGCUCUUUCUUUACAUUAGCUGCUGUUCUCAUUUGUAUGUAUUGUCAUAUUUAAUCCUCAGAGUAACCUAGUGAGGUAAAUACUGUUGUUGUCAGCAUGGUGUAAUCGAGGAAUUGAGUGAGUUGAGCAGAAAAGUUAGGAAACUUGCUCAGGGUGAUAAUACAGUUAGGAGUGUCAGGGCCCAUGGACAAAUCUUGUCAGUCUCCAGAACCUAAGAUAUACUACGUCACUGACAGCUUGAACAUUUGUAUUUAUUGUACAGAAUAAAUUUAAGAAAAAUA